AUUGUAUAAAAUCUAUACUGUUAGAUGUAACAUUAAACUAGUUUACAUUAAACAUUUUCUUAUUUUUCUUUACAGCAACAGCAAGUCACUUAUCCAAAUGUUCAGAAAAAGAGAAGACAUAUUGUGUCAAUGGAGGCGAAUGCUACGUGAUCAAGGGAAUCACAAGCAGUGGCACGACAAAAUACAUGUGCAAGUGCAAACCAGGAUUCAUGGGAGCACGAUGUACUGCGACUGAUCCUCUGAGAGUCAUAAGAGCAGAAAAGCAUCUUGGAAUUGAAUUUAUGGAAGCUGAAGAAUUGUACCAGAAACGAGUGUUGACCAUUACCGGCAUCUGCAUUGCCCUGCUUGUAGUUGGCAUCAUGUGUGUUGUGGCCUACUGCAAAACAAAGAAACAGAGAAAAAAGUUACAUGAUCGUCUUAGACAAAGCCUUCGCUCAGAACGGAACAAUAUGGUGAACAUGGCAAAUGGUCCACAUCAUCCAAAUCCACCACCAGAAAAUGUCCAGCUGGUAAAUCAAUAUGUUUCCAAAAAUGUUAUAUCCAGUGAACAUGUGAUAGAGCGGGAAACAGAAACAUCGUUUUCUACAAGUCAUUAUACGUCAACAACACACCAUUCAACAACAGUUACGCAAACACCAAGCCACAGCUGGAGUAAUGGCCAGUCAGAAAGCAUUAUUUCAGAAAGUCACUCGGUGAUUGUGACAUCUUCUGUAGAAAAUAGUAGACAUACAAGUCCUACAGGACCAAGGGGGCGAUUGAAUGGUAUUGGAGGCCAUAGAGAUUGCAGCUAUCUUAGACAUGCUAGAGACACACCAGAUUCAUAUAGAGAUUCACCACACAGUGAAAGAUAUGUUUCAGCAAUGACCACUCCAGCUCGCAUGUCACCAGUGGACUUCCAGACUCCAAUAUCCCCGAAAUCACCUUCAUUGGAGAUGUCUCCACCAAUAUCUAGUUUAGCUGUAUCAGUUCCCUCUGUGGCUGUCAGUCCAUUUAUUGAAGAAGAAAGACCAUUGCUUUUGGUGUCACCUCCAAGGUUACGGGACAAGAGAUAUGACUUAUAUUACCACCAUCACCAUUAUAACCAGCAGUACAAUUCCUACCAUCACAACCCUGCCCAUGACAGCAGCAGUCUGCCACCAAGUCCUUUAAGAAUAGUGGAGGAUGAGGAAUAUGAAACCACACAAGAGUAUGAGCCGGCCAUGGAGCCUGUAAAGAAACUAGUCAACAGCCGGAGGGCAAAAAGAACAAAACCCAAUGGCCACAUUUCCAAUAGAUUAGAACUGGACACUGACACAAGCUCUGAGAGCAGUACAUCUGAGAGUGAAACAGAAGAUGAAAGAAUAGGCGAGGAUACACCUUUUCUGAGUAUACAAAAUCCCCUGGCGACCAGCAUAGAGUCAGCCAGUGCAUACCGACUUGCAGAAAGUAGGACUAACCCAACUAGCCGAUUCUCAACGCAAGAAGAGUUACAAGCAAGGCUGUCCAGUGUAAUAGCUAACCAAGACCCUAUUGCUGUAUAA
Staurois parvus is the source of this 1520-nucleotide messenger RNA. The record is from the annotation of a GenBank genome assembly. NCBI's taxonomy places the organism in Eukaryota, Metazoa, Chordata, Amphibia, Anura, Ranidae.